Messenger RNA from Fomitiporia mediterranea MF3/22, 522 nucleotides. RefSeq lists its product as uncharacterized. The record is from RefSeq and is a predicted model, not a curated record. Bases 1 to 522 code for a protein of 173 amino acids. Lineage: Eukaryota; Fungi; Basidiomycota; Agaricomycetes; Hymenochaetales; Hymenochaetaceae. The transcript is spliced from 3 exons.
AUGCGGCGACUUACUCGAAUUUUAUUGAGCCAUUCCCAUGACUGGCAUUGGCAUGCCGCUGAAUUAUUCUUGUCCUGUGUCAAACUGGUUUGUGGACUAAUAUUCAAAGCGCUCGCGCUCAUCAUCAUUACUGUAAACGGCGGUCUUUUUGCUAAGGUACCGUUGUUUGAGAACGCGAUAGCUUAUUCCCGGCUGGCAAUAAUCCACGGAGUCUUGUGCGCUUACCAGCCCUGGCUGACGCGUAACCUCAAUGCGCGCCGUCUUUCCCGAUCUACAUCGACCGGAUUUGCUACAAAUAGCUGGUAUUCGAGGCGUUUUGCAUCGCACCCAGUGAUAUUUGCCUGGGCUGCCUUCGGCCUGGAAUCUGUCCUACGGGCAGAUUCUCCUCAGGUUGUCGACCUUGGAUAUGCGAUUUACCAAGGGACAUUCAAUUCUACCUCUAACAUAACGGAUUUCUUUGCUGUUCGUUAUGCAGCACCUCCUGUUGGUCAGUCAACUCAAACCCCAUCAUCGCGGGAUUAA